AAUAGUUUUUUUUUCUUUUUUGUCAUCACCACUAAAAUAGUUAUUACACGAAUAUCCCCUAUAAAGUGCUCUCUAUCUUUAAGCUGACGACAUUUCUGCACAUAACACAUCCAAUAGUUUCAACUUUCAAGUGUCAUCAUCUUUUUGUAACGGCUAAACGUUAUAACAAAAAGGGUCAACUUUAUUCGAAGUUGCCAUUCUCACGCAACAUCAAAUUGCUCAAGUUCAACGAACAUAACAUACCUCCCCCCCUCUUAAAUAUAGCUUGUAUUAGGGUUACAAAUUAAUCAAGAUACAUCAAAUUAUUUCCCUUUUAAGAAUUUUGGUUUUGAACUAUUUAAUUAUUCUUUGAACUAGCAAGGCCAAAAAAAUCAGAUGGCCAACCCUUUAUGGAUUUUGAUUUAAUUUAUAAAAUUAGUUUUUGUAAUCAUCGUGGUUUAGUGUUGUUUUGUCUAAGUUUGAUUCGACAUCAUGAAAUAUUUUUACAUAAACGUAUACUAUAUCAGUACUACCAAUAUUAUUAUUUUUUGGUUCAAUGUUUUUAACUUGCAUAAAUGCAUUUGGUGGAAAGCAAUGUCUCAGCUAAAAUUUAAAUAAAUGCCUGCAAAUCAACUAUACUUUGGGUCAAAUCUCAUCUAAGCUUAUUAAUGGGUUAAAAUAAUUGAUAAAAGCAUCAUUGAAAAGAAUAAAAUCAUAUAAAUCUUAAGUCUAAAACAUCCUCAUUGGAAGAAAAAAUGUAAAUGUUUUGCUUACUACUUAUAUGACUGUAUUAUUAACCACAUUUAUCGAUCGGCCAAAGAAUAUAAAUCCAAAUAUUAUAAUAUUUUAUCCAUAUAUAUGCAAAGGUUUUUUCUUUCGGAACAAUAAAAUGGACUUAUAUAUCACUUUUACACAAAAAAUUACGAGAGUUAUACUGGAACUUAAACAUACUUUCUGAAGAUGGCUUAAUCUCACACUUCCUCAGAAGUCCGUCGUCGGCUUUUAGUUCUCCAUAUAAUUUUGAACAACGCUUUGGGGCCCAUGUGAUGACUACAUCAAGAUUCCGAUUGUUAUCUAUCCAAUUAAUUUUAUUUCGCCUUUUUUAAAUACCAUGAAAAAAUAACGACCUAUAUAUACCCAACGCAACCACUUGAAGAAUUAUUCGAUGUUAGUUUGGGUUGUAAUUCCUCCUUUCUCCCACAUGAUGUCAUUCUCUUGUAACUCUUAUGUACAAAAUCACGCCCCUUUAGAUAAUCACGAUGAUGAUGUUGAUAUUGAUCAUCAUGCUAGUGAUCAUCAAGAGGAGAGUGGAUGGACAACUUAUCUCGAAGAUUUCUCAAAACAAUACAGAAAUCACCGCGAAGAUAGCGAUCAUCAAGACAAGAGUUCGUGUUCGCUUCUUGGCGUCUCUCCUUCUCUGGUCUCAGAUGCCGCCACUGAUGCCUUUUCCGGCAAGAGUUUUUCAGUUAAAUUUUCGGCGAAGUUGAAGUUUGGGAAAGCAAGAACCAAGAAGAUUUGUGAGGAUGAUUCUUUGGAGGACACGGCUAGCUCUCCGGUUAAUAGCCCUAAGGUCAGUCAGUCUGAACAUAUCCAGACGCCACCUAGAAAACAUGACUACUAUGUCUCUUCUAGUUUCGUUAUGAGAAAUACGAGAGGCAUGGAGGAUCAUCAAAUCCAAAUCCAAGAAGCGGAUGGACAAAAUAUGAGUAUGAGGGGGAAUCUCAGAGAAGGAAACAACAUCAACGACAAUAAUAUGGACUUGAGGAGUCGAGGAUUAUGCGUCGUCCCUAUUUCCACGUUGGCUAACUUUAAUGGUCGCUUCUGACUAAUAAUCAAUUCGGAUUAAAGCAGCCUUAUAAAUUUGGCGGUGUUUAUAUAUGCACCCAUCGAUCUUGUAUAUACUUGCUUGUUGUAUGUUCACUGGUAUGUGCUUAAUGACAUUUGUAUGGUAUGUUUAAAUCUAUAUAAUUGUAAGUCGCUGGGAUAUAUGUUAAAGUAUACAUAUGCAUUUCUAA
Brassica napus (rape) is the source of this 1994-nucleotide messenger RNA. RefSeq names its product vascular-related unknown protein 1-like. The transcript is spliced from 3 exons. The record is from RefSeq and is a predicted model, not a curated record. Bases 1145 to 1804 code for a protein of 219 amino acids. Gene Ontology annotation, biological process: xylem development. Lineage: Eukaryota; Viridiplantae; Streptophyta; Magnoliopsida; Brassicales; Brassicaceae.